AUGGCGCUUCUGCUCGCUACUCUGCGCGUCCUGCUGGGAGGCUUCUUCGUGCUCACGGGGGCUGCCAAGCUCUCGGAACAGAUCUCGGCUCCGGUGUCGGAGCAGAUGAAAGCCCUGUUCGUGCAGUUUGCUGAGGUGUUCCCGUUGAAGGUGUUCGGCUAUCAGCCAGAUCCCAUGAGCUACCAAGCGACUGUGGGCUGGCUGGAACUGCUGGCUGGGUUGCUGCUGGUCCUGGGCUCACCGAUCCUGCAAGAGAUCAGUAACUUGCUUUUGACCCUGCUCAUGAUCGGGGCUAUCUUCACUUUGGUGUCUCUGAAUGAGUCACUGAGCACCUACAUUCCUGCCAUUGUCUGCUUAAGCCUCCUGAUACUGCUGGAUACCUGUCACUUUGCAGCCCAAACUCAGGGGGCCAGACCCACAAGGAGGAAGACUCCAAGUACAUUCAAGGAAUCCUGAAAGUAGAAGGUCUCUGCCUUUUGGCACCAUGCCGCUGUCACAGCAGGAACACAGUGGAGCACACAGACUCUACCACCCUGUUAUUAGAACACCCCGGGCCAUCCAGUGCUGAAACAAACAUCUUCCUAUCUGGCCGUGCUUUCUCUCUCUUUAACUUUUACUGCUCUUUUUCAGGAGUACAUGUUAUACAUAAUAGCAUUCCUCAUGUCAUGUAAAAAUAGAAAAUAAGCAAAAAAGAAAUUUAAAUCACCCAAACUUUGAAUGCCCCCUCAAACAACCACUUUUAAUUUGUUAGUGUUGCUAUACCUCUCCCCUUUUUUCUAUGCCUUGAUACAGUUUUUUCUUUUUAAUGAAAAUGAGACAAUAUAUACUGUUUCAUU
Trichechus manatus latirostris (Florida manatee) is the source of this 836-nucleotide messenger RNA. It is a transcript of the gene TMEM35B, whose product is annotated as transmembrane protein 35B. The record is from RefSeq and is a predicted model, not a curated record. NCBI's taxonomy places the organism in Eukaryota, Metazoa, Chordata, Mammalia, Sirenia, Trichechidae.